Molecule: messenger RNA, 1437 nt
Organism: Papaver somniferum (opium poppy)
Lineage: Eukaryota; Viridiplantae; Streptophyta; Magnoliopsida; Ranunculales; Papaveraceae
Product: aspartic proteinase CDR1-like
Exons: 1
Coding region: 1-1437 (478 amino acids)
Cellular component (GO): extracellular region
Source: RefSeq, a predicted model, not a curated record
AUGGGGGCUUUUUUUCUCAUUUUUCUCUUUACAAUUAUUCAUUUUUCACUUCUAUCAAAAUCAGUCAUCAUGGUGAAUCCAAAUAAAGGGUUUAGUAUGAAGAUGAUUCAUAUAAACUCCAAAGAAUCGCCUUUAUAUACAGGUGAUCAUUUAACACGGGUCGAAAAGCUUCAAAGACUCGCCGAACAAUCCAAAGCUCGAGCAGUUUACAUCGAGUCACAAAUAUUACUCCAAAAUAAUGCAACACAAUCCAUGAAUCCGGAUGAUGUACGCAUUCGUGUAGUUUACGACUACACAGGGUUAUAUGUUGUAAAGGUUGGUUUGGGUACGUUUCGUGAUAGACAAAUGUCAUUCAUGGACUACUAUUUGAUUGUUGAUACAGGUAGUGAUCAGACAUGGCUCCAAUGUGAAGGUGCAACAAAAACUUUCAGACAAGAUAUGCCACUUUAUCCUUGGAGCUUGUCAACUACAUAUCGUCCUGUUCCUUGUAAUACACAUCCUAUUUGCAAGGGAGAUAAGUGCAAUGUUGAUGGCCAAUGCACAUAUUCAGUACGCUAUGCGUCUGGGUCGGUUACAUCUGGUAUUGUUGCUACAGAAAAAUUCACUCUUGGCUCUGAUACUGGUGGUCUUGAAAAUAUUGAAUUACAAAUAGGCUGUGGUUUUCUCCAAGAGAAUUUCGAAGGUUUUUGCGGCAGGAAUCAUUUACGUGGAAAACGUGAUCUUAUUGCGGGAAUACUUGGUUUAGGAUCCGGAGAAUGGUCUUUUAUAAAUCAGUUAGGUGUGGCUGGACAAGGUAAAUUUUCCUACUGCUUUGAGGCUAUUAACUGGAAACUUGAGGGAUCGAAUACAUAUUUAAGGUUUGGUGCAGAUGCGAAAAUUGGAGGUGCAUUUCAAAAAGUACAUAUAACACCCAUUGUCGUAACUCCGUUUCUGACGUCGCUCUAUUACUUAAAUCUAGAAGAUAUUAGUGUAGGUAACAAAAGAGUAGGAUUUCCUAAAGGUACUUUCAAGGUUAUUGAUGAAAGAAAAGGUGGUACUAUCAUAGAUUCUGGUAGUGCAAUGUCCAUGUUGCAUAAAGAUCAUUUUGACAGUGUUGCAAAUUUGGUGAAGUCCCAUUUUAACAGGCUUGCAGUUGAAUAUAUUGGAUCAGACGGUAUAUUUGAUGUUUGUUUUCGUCUACGUGGAAGAUUUGAUACUAGUAACUAUCCUUCUAUUACACUACAUUUUCAGGAGGCUGAUUAUGUUAUUCAAGAUUAUAAAACUAAUUUCGUGAUGCUAUCUGCUGAAAUUGUUUGUUUCGGUAUUGUCAAAGGGAGUACGAAUGGUGGGCCAGCUUUUAUUCUAGGAGCAUAUCAACAAGCUAAUAAACGUAUUUUAUAUAACCUUAAUGAUCGCUCACUCUCAUUCGCUACGGAGUAUUGCGAAUUGGAUUCAUGA